Phoenix dactylifera (date palm) is the source of this 1443-nucleotide messenger RNA. RefSeq names its product calcineurin B-like protein 7. NCBI's taxonomy places the organism in Eukaryota, Viridiplantae, Streptophyta, Magnoliopsida, Arecales, Arecaceae. The record is from RefSeq and is a predicted model, not a curated record. Gene Ontology annotation, molecular function: calcium ion binding; kinase binding. Gene Ontology annotation, biological process: calcium-mediated signaling.
UCGCACGCCAAGGCUGGAGACAGGGAGAGCUCGGCGAUUCGAAUUCCUUGGGGAGCGAUAUGCAGAGGGCUUCGUAUACGAUUGUUCUUUACUUGAUCCAGUUCUCGUAAUGCAUUCGAAAAGCUCAGAUUUUGGGGGUCUUGGUUUGGUGUGCUUACUUGACCCCGGACCUUCGCACUAAAGGCAUCUGUCUCUCAUCUCAUCUGAUAUUUUGGUUAUACCUGCGUGCUUGAUGGGCUGCAUCUCUACAAAGCACACCAAACACACACCUGGAUACGAAGAUCCAAAAGUCCUUUCUACUGAGACAACUUUUACUGUGAGUGAAGUAGAAGCUUUAUAUGAGCUAUAUAAGAAGUUGAGUUUUUUGAUAAUCAAAGAUGGGCUAAUACACAAGGAAGAAUUCCAACUUGCCUUGUUCAGGGAUAGCAAGAAGCAAAAUCUGUUUGCAGACAGGGUAUUUGACUUGUUUGAUGUCAAAGGCAAUGGGGUUAUUGAAUUUGGAGGAUUUGUUCGAUCACUUAGCUUUUUUCACCCAGACGCUCCAGAAGACGAUAAAAUUGCAUUUGCAUUUAGAUUGUAUGACUUGAGGCAGACAGGAUACAUUGAACGUGAGGAGUUGAAGGAGAUGGUGCUGGCUCUUUUGAAUGAAUCAGAUUUGUUUCUUUCAGAUGAAGUUGUUGAACAAAUUGUUGAUAAGGCAUUCAGUCAGGUAGAUUCAAAAGGUGAUGGAAUAAUAGACCCAGAUGAAUGGAAGGAGUUUGUUAAAAAAAAUCCAUCAGUGUUGCGAAACAUGACUCUUCCAUACUUAAAGGACAUAACCUUGGCGUUCCCCAGCUUUGUUAUGAAUUCUGAAGUCAGGAAUGAAGACAUGACAAUCCAGUAAAGAUGUGCACUGCUGCCAUAUUUGUUCCCUCCAAAAUUGAUGAUGCUCCCUGGCUCCAUCAACAGGUUGAAUGAUGCAUCUCUACCAUGGUGUGAUGCUGCUUCUCCCAAAGAUAAUGACGACAACCAAUCUCAACCCCUCCUGCUGCACUGAUUUGCAAGAUCUAUUGUGCCUAACAUGAGAGCCUGAUAAAGUACUUCCAUAGCUGUUUUUGAACACAGAGAAUGAGUCCAGUCACAAAUUUUAUCACUUCACGAAGAUUUGCAUUCCAAAAGCUCCGAAUCGCUGACCUCAAGCUUGAAUCUUGAAAACCCCUAAAUUAAAAGGAAAGGGGAGAAAUUAUGGCCUGUGGCAGGUGAUGAGAAACUUGGGUUCAACGUCGUCUUAAGCUUAGGGGAAAUGGAGGCUGAUUAGAUGAAUAAUUAUCAGGUCGAGGGAUGGGGAGUGGACGCUUUCUCGCAAUAAGUGGUGGAGGCCAAUGAGAUGAGAACAGACUCCAGAGACAAAAAGGCGCUAGGAGUGGGUCGGUUCCAUGUCCUUGUUAUGUAUAUAUUUAUAAA